CGCCGAGGUCGCUUAAUCUCCACCCGUGCUCGAAUCGGCUUCUUCCAUUGGCUGUGAAUCGAUCGUAUCUGAAUUCUGAAUAUCCGGCUUAACCGGAGGUACAUCACGGUGCUUCUUCUUCUCGAGCGCUGGCCGGAUCGAGGUCGUGUCGUCUUCCUUUUCCAACGUCGUCGCCAUGUCGUCCAUCUGGUACACCACCACCAAGAAGCCCACAUCCUCAGGCCUCAAACACGAUGUGCAUCUCUACACUUGCGAUCAGUGGACUCUGCUUAGUAAAAUCGUCGUAGGAGGCUUCUUCUUUGCCUCCUUCCUCUUCGCGCUCAUAAUCUCCGGUAUCGCCUUGUCGGCGACGUCGCACCCGCGUGCAAAGCCCGCCGCCGCCGCCGCCACGGCCACGGCCAACGCGGCGCAACCUCCGCCGCCCAAGCCUAACCUCUUCAUCCGGCUGGGAGAUGUCGAGGGGCUGGGUCCCUGCGCCUCGCCGCCGGCGUCACCGGCUUUCCAGCUCAUCGUCGACGCGGACUGGCUACCGCCGGGCUACAGGUACUGCAGCGGAGGCGGGAACUCGAUGCUGCGCGUCUCCCACCGCGGCAUCGUCCUGGCGUGGGGACACGUGCCGUGGUUCUGUGUCCAAGGCAGAGGUCCGAGCGACGAGGAUGGCGAUGGCGGCGUCGACGAGGUGGUCACCGUGGAGGCAAGGGCGGACGGCGCCGUGCUGCGCGAGGAGGUGCGCAGGUCGGUACGGACCGAUCUGUGCGUCGAGGGGAAGGCUCGGUUCUCCGUGGAGGGAGAGGUGGCCGGACUGGGAUAUCUUCGCUGCCAGACUUCACUGUUCCAAGACAAAGCUACUGAAACUGAGGAGCCCUGUCCCUGCCUCGUUCAAUAAUGUAUCCAAUCCAUAUCUCUGUCAUAUGGCUGAGGCCGGAUCGUCUUAUCUCUUUUUUUUGUUAUUAGAUUAGAAAAUUAGAUCAUUACUGUAUUAGUGAUUACUGCUUAUAAUUAGCUUCAUUUGUUUCUCAAAUUAUUAUUCUUUCAACUGCUCCACAACUGUUUUUGAGUCGA
This is a messenger RNA of Sorghum bicolor (sorghum), 1062 nucleotides long. RefSeq lists its product as uncharacterized. Lineage: Eukaryota; Viridiplantae; Streptophyta; Magnoliopsida; Poales; Poaceae. Bases 176 to 886 code for a protein of 236 amino acids. The record is from RefSeq and is a predicted model, not a curated record. The transcript is spliced from 3 exons.